Molecule: messenger RNA, 2898 nt
Organism: Anopheles funestus (African malaria mosquito)
Lineage: Eukaryota; Metazoa; Arthropoda; Insecta; Diptera; Culicidae
Gene: IKKepsilon
Product: serine/threonine-protein kinase TBK1
Exons: 5
Coding region: 390-2654 (754 amino acids)
Biological process (GO): peptidyl-serine phosphorylation
Cellular component (GO): cytoplasm
Molecular function (GO): protein serine/threonine kinase activity; ATP binding
Source: RefSeq, a predicted model, not a curated record
AUAAUUUUGCAAAAUAAUGACAAGCAUAUGAAUAAGUUGCAAAUCUUAUAGGAAGCACUGUGUUGCUAUGUGUAGAAGCGCCUUCAGCUCACACCUCUCUGUACGCAGCUUGUGUUUCAGUGUCAAAUGCUGAUAAAAGAAUAACAUUGAUGAUCGUUGUUGGUGUGUGCAGCGAUGAUUGCUUACUAAUUUUUAUGAAAGUGCAACUCUGUAUGAAAAUUCAAUGUGCGUUCCCGUUCGCGUUGGUGCAAUUCCUCCCGACAUAACAUCAGACCCUCUGUACGAUCCUGGAUACCAUACGAAAGGGGCAAGGCAAGUGUGUUAAGAUUCGAUAAAAAAAGGAAAAGCCCGUUUUUUUCUGCACGACGUGAGCCACCUUCGAGGCCAACAUGAACUCGUUCCUACGUGGAUCGAUGAACUACGUCUGGUGCACGACCAGUGUGCUGGGCAAGGGUUCCACUGGAGCCGUCUUCCAAGGCGUUAACAAGCACAAUGGCGAACCGGUGGCGGUCAAAACGUUCAACCAACUCAGCCAUAUGCGUCCGCAGGAUGUGCAGAUGCGUGAGUUCGAGGUACUGCGGAAGGUUAACCAUAAUAACAUCGUGAAGCUGCUGGACAUCGAGGACGAUCAGGAAGGACGCGGCAAGGUGAUCGUGAUGGAGCUGUGCACGGGUGGAAGUUUGUUCAACAUACUGGACGAUCCGGAAAACACGUACGGGUUGCCGCAGAAAGAGUUCUUGCUCGUGCUGGAGCAUCUUUCCGCGGGGAUGAAACAUCUGCGCGAUAACAAUCUGGUUCAUCGUGAUUUGAAACCGGGCAACAUUAUGAAGUACAUCUCCGAGGAUGGACAAACGGUGUACAAGCUGACGGACUUUGGUGCUGCACGAGAGUUGGGAGAAAAUCAACAGUUCGCUUCACUGUACGGUACGGAGGAGUAUCUUCAUCCGGACAUGUACGAGCGUGCGGUACUACGGAAGUCCAUCAAUCGUAGCUUCACGGCCAACGUGGAUCUGUGGUCGAUUGGUGUUACGCUGUAUCACGUAGCAACCGGCAAUCUACCCUUCCGUCCGUACGGUGGCCGGAAGAACAAGGAAACGAUGUAUCACAUCACGACCAAGAAAGCUCCGGGAGUCAUUUCCGGUACGCAGACGAGCGAGAAUGGUCCGAUCGAAUGGUCGAAACAUCUGCCAGCGCACUGUCAGCUAAAGGAAGGCCUGAAGCAACUCGUAACGCCCCUAAUGGCCGGUCUGCUCGAGGAAAGCCAGGGCCGUAUGUGGUCGUUUGAUAAGUUUUUUGUCGAGGUGCAAAACAUUCUCAACAAAACGGUGCUGCACAUAUUCUAUGUGAACCGAGCGACCUCGAUCGAGGUGUACCUGGAACCGGAGCAAACGCUCGUUCACCUACGGGAGCAUAUCCUUGCCCAGACAGAUGUGCCGCAGGCAUCGCAAUUACUACUCCUAGAAAAUGAACUGUUUGCUACGAAGGUGGAUGCCAACACUAGCGCACGAGGAUAUCCACCCACCGAAGCCAACAAUCCCGUAAUGCUAUUCAACAUUGAGAACUAUAACGUAAUCUUACCGACUGAAUGGGAUCUGCCCAAAUUCCCUACAUUCCCGAACGGCAUUUCGGUGGAGAAUGAUGCCAGCCUGGCAAAGGUGGCAUGCAGUGUGGGGCACGAAUGUAAACGGCGGGUGGAAAGCAUGUCCCUGCUCGAUACACUGAUGAACAAAUCGGUGCAUCAAUUUUCCGGCUUUUUGGCCGGUUUCCUGGUAAAGUUACUUAAACGAACCCGCCAUUUGGAAGAUAUAGAAGGAUUGAUCUCUGAACUGGCUAAGAUGUUUGAAGUUGCAGCGUCCAAUCACGAAACAUACCAAAAAUUCGGUGCAAACAUACACACCAGCUACGAAAAGCAGAAGACAGACUUUCAGCGUGUUUCGGAACCGAUCCAGCAGCUGUACGGACGCUUCGUCAAGGAGGAAUCGCUCGUGCGCGAAUGGAACUCCGGCUACCGGGCGUUACGUACGCCGAACAAGAACCGUGACAGCGAGAAGGCAAAAUCGCUCGUCAAUCGGCUACGCGAUUCCUGGCAGCACAUGUUGCGCGAUCGGGCCACCCGCUCCCUCACCUACAACGACGAACAGUUCCACGUGCUGGAGAAGGUGAAGAUAGCGGAAACGGGCAAGCGGCUCAAAACGCUGCUUAACGAUGGUGUCCGACAGGCAGUGGAACAGGAAGCCGAAUGUUUGGCCGACUGGUACAAGAAGGCACAGACGAUCUUCCUGCAGACACAAUUCCUCAUGAAGGAUGUCGGUGCGUACGUCGACGCACUGUACGAUUUGCGCGAACAGCUGAAACAGCACCGGGAAGAUUUGAAGGAAGAGAUAAGCACGGACGGUGAAGUAUCGAAAACGAUCGCUGGCAAAUCAAUGCCAAGCACCACAUCCACCGCAACGACGACGAUCCCGAUCGUGGGAGAUGUGGAUGGUAGCGAUAAGGGACUAACGGCACGCCAGAAUCAAUAUAAAGUGAUGUGCUUCAUGAACAUGUACAACCAAAUCAAAGAGGUGAAGAAAAUGCUUCAACAAAACAGUGAUAUUCUGGCGGCAACGCAAGGAUUGCUUCCUGAUAGUGGCGAUAGGGCCGCCGCAACGUAGAACGUGGCCCCCAAAACGGCAAACCGGUUGUUGUAAGUAAGGUUUGCGGAAAUGGUGAGAACCCAUGCGUGCUUCUGAUGUUCCUGAUUGAUGCGAGGAUGCGGACGGAAAUGUAUCUGUUGUGUAAAUAACUCUCUCAUAAUAGCGGCGCAACAGUAUUCUGUUAGUGUGUACUAUACUGAUUAGGGCAAACGUGGCCUGUAUUCCAUGAAGAAUAUAUAUUUUUCCUACAUUUUAUGUAAAA